Cylicostephanus goldi is the source of this 639-nucleotide messenger RNA. Lineage: Eukaryota; Metazoa; Nematoda; Chromadorea; Rhabditida; Strongylidae. The record is from the annotation of a GenBank genome assembly.
UUCGUCGCGGUUCCAUUGAAGGGACCUGCGGGUGUGGUAGGAAUUUACGAUGUGGACACACCAUGUAAAAUUCCUGACGGAGUCAUGGACGGAAUUUUCAACAAAGCUGUGGUGACAGAUUUACACUGGAAUCCUUUUGACGAUGAAGAGUUGGCAGUCGGUUUGGACAUAGGUUCAAUAAACUUUUGGCGGCUCACCACCUCUGACGGACCCAGAAAUGAAAUGGAACCUGAGAAAGUCAUGAACUUGGGAGGCGAAAAGGUGAUUUGCUUCCAAUGGCAUCCUCUUGCUUCUGAUUUGAUGGCCAUCGCUUUGUCAGAUUCAUCUAUUGAGAUCUGGGAGUGUAAAACUAUGACGAAAAGAGCACGAAUAGUAUCACAUUCCGCUCAUGUGUUGGCACUGGCAUGGAGUUCUGGUGGUCAUCGGCUCGUCUCUAUCGGAAAGGAUCUCAUGUUGAAUGUACACCAGCCGCAGCUUGGCAGCGACUGCCUCAUAGCUCAGAAGAAGGUGCUUGACCGCGGACAUGCGGCUCGCGUCCUCUACGCCUGCGACGAUCGACUGAUAGUCGUUAUAAGUAUGACGAGGAGUUCAGGACGACAGGUAUGUGGAAAGUUAUUUAAAGUCCCGCAUAGUAAUUAG